GAUGUAUACAUACCACAACGGCCACACCUUGGGGAUGCGCUCGCUCACUGUGCGGAACUUGCCAUUUGAAGAGGUCAGAUGGCUUUUGCAAGCUACAGACUCCUCACGCUUGUAGUGUUGCCCUCUCACUAUGAGUGCUAUGGCCUCGGACGCUGCUACUCGAGCAUGCGUCUGGUGAGUAGCUCGUAACUCAGCGGGUAUAGAUAGAUGGACACGCGCGCCCUCUUCUGCUUGAUCUGACCAACUCGCUCAAUAUGGCCUCUCUGCUGGGCUUCACGGCAUCGCUAGCUUGCUUAUUCUCAUAUGCCCUCGCAACACCUCUUGCAGGCCGAGCAUCAACGCCAAUAUCUCAAAUCACGCCCUCCCAGUGGCAGGCACUCAAUUCUACCGUCAGUGGAAGACUGCAAACCGCCACACCGGUAGCCAAGCCUUGUUAUAGCUACUAUAAUGGAGUCUUUACAACGCCCGACUUGCAGCAAUGCAAGGCAGUGCAGGAUGGGUAUACCACUGAAGACAGUAUAGUGGCCAACUUUGGCGGCUAUCAAUAUCCGAAUUGGGCUAGUUGUCAAGCCAAAGGUCAAAGCUGCGGUCUCGAUUUCACAGCGCCCCAAAACCCAGCCUACUAUGCUCCGCCAGCAAACUGCUUCCAAGGCAGUGUAGCAUCUUAUUACAUCAACGUGCAAGCAGUGUCGGACAUUCAAGCUGCCUUGAAAUUUGCCAACCAAUAUGGGAUACCUCUUGUCGUCAAGAACUCUGGCCAUGACUUCAAGGGCCGCAGCUCAGCACCCAACUCACUCGCAUUAUGGACACACAACAUCCAGCCACCUAUCGCGCUCACUCGAGGCUUCACUCCCGAUGGCUGCAGUGCACCAGUCGCAGAUGCCGUCACAUUCGGCGCAGGACAAGGAUUUGCUGGCGUCUAUGAGUUUGCUGAAGCCAACGACAUUACCGUUGUGGGUGGCUCCUCGCGGACUGUAGGUCCGGCAGGGGGCUGGAUUUCCGGAGGCGGCCACAGCGCGUUGUCAAACACUCUGGGACUCGGCGUGGACAAUGUUCUGCAGAUUAGGACAGUACUACCCAACGGUACUUACAUCACCGCCAACCGAUGUCAGAACCAGGACAUUUUCUUUGCCCUGCGCGGAGGAGGAGGAAACACUUUCGGUGUCAACUGGGAAAUGACUACCACCGCGCACCCCAAGAUGCAACUCGAAGUUGCGUAUAUUACCUUCGCUGGCACCAAUGCCUCCAGCAUCCGACGAUUCAUCGACAUCUGCACCCAGCUCGGAGACCGAUGGGCCACAGACGGCUGGGGAGGCUACAUCGCCCCGGGUGCUGUGACCUCUCUGGUCUCUGGCAUGAUCAUGAUGACGCCCAAGCUCACUCAUGACCAGGCCAUAGCCUCGAUGAAACCACUGACAGACUACGUCGCCUCGCUGGGCAACGUCGCCACGCACAAUAGCGUCACCACCGAGCCAUCAUACUACACGGCCUACCAGAAAUAUAUCGCCCCCAACCAAGAAAAAGUCGGAGUCGGCAUCGCCAUGGGCAGCAAAUUUGUCCCUCGCAGCAUGCUUCAAUCCUCGGCCGGACAGCAAAAAGUGGCAGAUGCCAUUGAGAAGUCUUCCAGCAUGGUGAUACCCGUCACCGGUCAAGGUGGCGUAGAUUACCGAUCCCUCACCUAUGGAAGCCCCUUUCAAAUUCUCGUCACCGCACCAAGCAGUUACCAGACAGACGGCUCCUCAUCAGUGACACCCGCGUGGUACGGAGCCAAUGGAGCAGCGUGGCAUGUGUGUCUUGGUCAGGGCAUAACCAACGACGCGUCCGCAGAUACCAUCACAGCUGCGUUCCGCAACGCGAAUCAGGCGACUCAGGUCCUGAGAGACGCUGUGGGGUCACCUGGUGCGUAUUUGAAUGAAGCAGACACCUUUGAGCCGGACCCGGUGAGCACGUAUUGGGGCAGUGAUAAUUAUAACAAGUUGUUGGCGUUGAAGAAGCAGUUGGAUCCGAACAAUGUUUUGACGUGUUGGCAGUGUAUUGGCUGGGACAGUAGUGAUGCGAGAUAUGGAUGCUAUCCUCGGAUUUAG
Messenger RNA from Sphaerulina musiva SO2202, 2084 nucleotides. Its product is annotated as FAD-binding domain-containing protein. NCBI's taxonomy places the organism in Eukaryota, Fungi, Ascomycota, Dothideomycetes, Mycosphaerellales, Mycosphaerellaceae. The transcript is spliced from 3 exons. The coding region runs from base 255 to 2084 and encodes 609 amino acids. The record is from RefSeq and is a predicted model, not a curated record. Gene Ontology annotation, molecular function: FAD binding; oxidoreductase activity.